AUGUUCUUAUUUGUAAAAGACGGAUAUGCAGUCCUAAUCGAGAAUGGAACAUUGACCUGGUCACUGGAUGAGCCACCAUUGUUGAUGGACCUUCACCUAAGAGUUCCAGUCGGGAAGUUGGUUGCAGUUGUUGGCCAAGUCGGUCCCGGAAAAUUCUCUUUGCUUUCUGCUUUCCUUGGUGACAUGGAGAAGGUUUCGGGCCUUGUCAACGUAAUGGGGGAGGUGGCAUACGUCCCUCAGGAAGCAUGGUUUCGCAACGCAACAGUCAAGGAUAACGUGAUAUUUGGGAAGACAUACAAUGAUUCAUUCUACAAGGCGAUUCUGUCACUGGUACAAGAUCUGCCAAUAUUGCCUGCGAGUGACAUGACUGAAACAGGGGAAAAGGGCAUACACCUAAGUGGAGGACAGAAGCAGAGAGUGGAGUGGUCGGUGUACCUGUAUUUCCUGAAGAGCAUGAGCCUGUCAUUGUCUCUAGUCACGAUUCUCUUGCAUGGGAUCAGUCUAGCACUCAUAAUAAAUUCCAACAUCGCCCUAUCCAAAUGGGCCGAGAUGGCCUCCCUGAAUCAUACCAUGGACACAUCACAAAGAAAUUCGUACAUCGCAGCGUACUCCGCUCUUGGAUUAUCGUACGGUGAGCUGCAUGAAGGCUAA
Darwinula stevensoni is the source of this 651-nucleotide messenger RNA. The record is from the annotation of a GenBank genome assembly. NCBI's taxonomy places the organism in Eukaryota, Metazoa, Arthropoda, Ostracoda, Podocopida, Darwinulidae.